Heterostelium album PN500 is the source of this 1773-nucleotide messenger RNA. RefSeq lists its product as uncharacterized. Gene Ontology annotation, molecular function: ATP binding; protein kinase activity. Lineage: Eukaryota; Evosea; Eumycetozoa; Acytosteliales; Acytosteliaceae. The transcript is spliced from 6 exons. The coding region runs from base 1 to 1773 and encodes 590 amino acids. Gene Ontology annotation, biological process: protein phosphorylation. The record is from RefSeq and is a predicted model, not a curated record.
AUGAAUAAUAUCGAGCUAACAGAUAAAUUAAUCAAUCGAAAAAAUGUAUUGAAAUUUAUUAAUUUUAAUUUUAAAUACUAUCAACAAUACACAGUUUUAGUUUAUAAUCAUUUGAAAGAUAAAGAUAAUGAACAACACACAAAUAUCACAUUAAUUGGAAAUAUUAAUCGAAAUAAUAAUAAUGAGAUUGUAAUACCAGAUACUGUCGAUACUCAAUAUCAAUUAUUAAUAAUAUCAUCAGAUUCUUACGCAGUAGAUUUUAAAUCCAUGUGUGUCGAGCUAUUAAACAAAUCACAAUCAUACACAAUCAAUUUUGAAAACAAUCUAUUCAAAAACAACCUUGACUAUUUCAAACAAUCUCAUAUCAUUAAUAACGAACGAUAUCAUUCAAUAUCAAGAUUUACAAACAGUAAUGAUAUCAAUGAUGUAUAUUUAGUGGGUGGUACUGAUGAUCAUAAAUCUUUUUAUAAAAGAUUGGUAAGAUCAUUUUUCAAUGUAAUUAAUCAAUUGACAAUUAUAAAACUAACAAAAUCAAUUCAAAAGUAUGUUUAUAAAAAGAUAAACUAUAAAGAUGAUCAGAAAUCUUAUGAAAGAGCUGAGAAUGAAAUCAAAGCAAUGAAAUUACUCAAAGGUAAUCGAAGAUUUGUUCAACUUGUUGACUAUCAUCAUGAUAAAGGCAAUCAAAUCUUUCAUAUCAUCACUGAAUAUUGUAAAGGUGGUGAUCUUUCUCAAAAGUAUAAACAUGUAACUGAUCAAAAUGAAAUCUUUAAAGAAUCAGAUAUCAGUAAUUUUAUUUCACAACUUUUCAAUAUUCUUUUGGAUCUUGAUAAACAUGGAAUUGUUCAUUGUGACAUUAAACCAUCAAAUAUAUUCAUUGAUGAAUUUUUUACUUAUGGUACUUUGAUUCUUGGUGAUUUUGGAUGUUGUAAAUUCAUUGAUAAAUCAACAAUCAUUGAAUAUCAAGAUACUAAAGAACAUACUCUUGAAACAAAUGAUUUUAAUUUAAAAACUAUCGAUCAUGAAAUAUCGGAGCCAACCACUUUUUCAUACAUAAAUGCAACACGUGGAACACCUGGUUAUAUUUCACCAGAAGCAAUGAACAGACAAUAUGCACAAUCAUGUGACAUCUUUUCAAUUGGAUCAACAAUACUCAAAUUAUUAUGUUGUCAUCAAGAUGAUCGAAAUAAUCAUCAACUAUUCCAAACUAAACGUGAAAUUAAGAUUUCAGAAUUCAGAUAUUCAAAACAAUUGAUUGAAUUUAUUCACCGAUUGUUGGAUCAGAGUCCAAAGAAUAGAGAAUCAUUGAAUCAAUUAUUAAACCAAUAUAUUGAAACUAUCACCAAUAAUCAGAUAAUUACAUUCAAUUUAAAUACUCCAUUUCAUAAUACCUCCGUCAAUGUCACUGAGAUCAAUUUUGGAAAUGAAUUCAAUCAAAUAUUAUCAAUCGGUGUCUUACCUGAAUCACUGAAAUCAUUGGUGUUUGGAAAUAAAUUCAAUCAAAUAUUAUCAGUUGGUGUAUUACCUGAAUCACUGCAAUCAUUGGUGUUUGGAUAUGAAUUCAAUCAAAUAUUAUCAGUUGUUGGUGUAUUACCUGAAUCACUUGAAUCAUUGGAGUUUGGAAAUGAAUUCAAUCAAAUACUAUCAGUCGUCGAUGUCUUACCUGAAUCACUGAAAUCUUUAUCAAUGACGAACUACAUCGAUAGAAAAGAUCUACCUCAACAUAUUGAAAACCUAUUUAUUGGAGGACAAAGAAUAGAUAUCGAGUCAUUCUAA